This is a messenger RNA of Microthlaspi erraticum, 462 nucleotides long. The record is from the annotation of a GenBank genome assembly. NCBI's taxonomy places the organism in Eukaryota, Viridiplantae, Streptophyta, Magnoliopsida, Brassicales, Brassicaceae.
AUGUUUGCCAUAACGGUUUGGUGGAGAUGGAAAUGGAAAUGCAUCAACAUGUUUAAUGCAGCUGGGAAGCGUCGUGACAGAGAAAAGUUUGUGAAGGACCAAGCGAAAGAGGUGACGAUGGCGUAUACUAAGGCAAAGCUGCAUAACCAAGUGAAGCGAACCAGAGUGGAGAGAGAAAUCAAGUGGAUACGACUAAGUCCUGGUUGGAUAAAGAUUAACACCGACGGCGCCUCGAAGGGUAAACCAGUUUUGGUAUCUGCAGGUGGAGUAAUCCAUGAUGAGAACGGCGCAUGGUGUCAAGGAGUUGCUCUGAACAUUAGGAUUUAUACUGCCUCACUCGCUGAAUUAUGGGGCGUAUAUUAUGGGCUAGUGAUUGCGUGGGAGAGGAGAUCACAGAGAGUGGAGUUAGAAGUGGACUCGGAGGUAGUUGUUGGGUUUCUCAAGAUAGGGAUCAGUGGUUGA